This is a messenger RNA of Paramacrobiotus metropolitanus, 1122 nucleotides long. RefSeq lists its product as uncharacterized. The transcript has 4 exons. NCBI's taxonomy places the organism in Eukaryota, Metazoa, Tardigrada, Eutardigrada, Parachela, Macrobiotidae. The record is from RefSeq and is a predicted model, not a curated record. Bases 310 to 1011 code for a protein of 233 amino acids.
UUUGUUCGUUCUUUAAGUCUGUAAACGGUACGUAUUAAAUCUGAUCUGAUCACAUCCAUAGGAAUUUUAAACUGUACUACCAUUGUUCGCAUCCACCAAACAGUCAGCUGUUUUGCAGCCAGUCUGCGCUUAAAAUUCGUACAAAAUGUUUAACCUUUCACGUACUCCAUGAUAAUAAGCAUCUUAUCAUCCAUGGCUGGGGCAGCAGUAGACGAUCAUAACGGAAGCACUUGAGCCUAAACCUGUACAUCGGAUGCCCCUGCAAUCAGCCCGUCCGUGGCCUGCUGGAUAAAAUCUCCACGGCGUCGAAUGCCCGUGUCCGUAACAAGACGGUUCGUGGGAUGGAUUAUCGUGUUAUGCUGCAUCUUACUACCACCAGGAAUCGCAGCGCUGAAGUGUCGUGACUGCAGCUGGGUGACGGAUACGGAAGACUGUCGCAUACUCAAUCCUAACGAGAUGAUCACGUGCGAGCCAGAUGCGAAAUACUGUAUCGAAUGGGCAUACUUCACGGAUGACAGCUCAGCCGGUCGCCCAGGAUUACUGUACUAUGGCAUCACGCGAGGUUGCUCCGAGGCGUACGACCAUCCCGUAUACGACCGAGUGUAUAAAGCCAUUGCUUCCUAUGACGAUCCAGGACUGAACACCAUCUGCCUACUGGAGAAGCUCAAUGCCCCGCUGGAUGGUACCUAUGCCAAUCGAGUGUGCAUCUGCCGGGAAGACGGCUGCAAUAGUCACACCUGGAAUAAUCUCGUAGUGCAACCGUUCCUCGAGAAAAACUUCACCGACCAUUCCAUUCCAAUUUUUCCCAAGCUUGGUUACAACAAACUGCCAAAGGAGAGGGGUGGUACCAAUGAUGCACCAGUCUACAAGUAUCCUAUGGAUCCAAGUCGUCUGACCCGAUCUGGCAACAUUACCAGCUCUGCCAUUGCAACUUCCGUGGAACCGCUCGGUCUCGUGGUGCAACGUGUAUGGUGUCUCAGCUGUUUAGUAAUUUUCUCUGUUUGUUAUUAGCAAAUUGAUCCGAGAUUCCCGCCGCCGUGUAAAUACGUUGUAUGGAUGUACACCGAUAAAACGUAAUAACGAGAUUCAGUAAAAAAUCUUCAGCGAACGGUCGGUAAACGU